AUGGUCGCCGACGCUCUCAUCUACCACCCAUCAGUGGCUCACUACAACAAGUUUGUUGCCACAACCGUUGGUCGUGACAAGGUCCUCCGCACACUGCAGUACUUUGCCCGCUUCUACGCCUGGUACCUCUUCCGCACCAAUGGCUCAAAGGCCGAGAUCGCACCCUGGGAGGCCAUCAAGAAGCAGUUUGGCCUGACUCGCAAGAUCAUGCGCUUCGGCAAGAAUAUCGAGCAUUUCAAGGCCGCCGCAGUUGCCUCCGACGCGAAGACUACCGACCCCGUCCUUCGAUAUGCCGCAGUCGGUCGACAGCUGGGCUAUGCCGGCUACCUGACUUUUGACGCCGCCACCGUCCUUGACGCUGCCGGCAUCAAGAAGUGGGAGGGCGCCAAGAAGCUGCAGAAGGAAGCCUUCCGCUUCUGGGCCAUCGGUCUCAUCUUCAGUGUCAUCGCCCAGACUUACACUCUCUAUCGUCUUCAACAGCGCGAGGCCAAGGUCGACAAGAAGGAGGGCGAGGGCGUUGUUGAGGCUAAGAGGAUAGCCAUUGAGCGCGCCGCUAGUCGCCUGCAGCUCAUCUCUGACCUCUGCGACUUGACCGUUCCCACCUCUGCCCUUGCCUGGCUCAACUUUGACGACGGCAUUGUUGGCCUUGCCGGUACUGUAAGCAGUUUAAUCGGCGUCUAUACCCAGUGGAAGAAGACGGCAUAA
This is a messenger RNA of Colletotrichum graminicola M1.001, 705 nucleotides long. Its product is annotated as peroxisomal biogenesis factor 11. The coding region runs from base 1 to 705 and encodes 234 amino acids. Gene Ontology annotation, cellular component: peroxisomal membrane. The transcript is spliced from 2 exons. NCBI's taxonomy places the organism in Eukaryota, Fungi, Ascomycota, Sordariomycetes, Glomerellales, Glomerellaceae. Gene Ontology annotation, biological process: peroxisome fission; regulation of peroxisome size. The record is from RefSeq and is a predicted model, not a curated record.